AAUGAAAAAACUACCAUGCAGAAUUUGAAUGACCGUUUGGCCGCAUACCUGGAAAAGGUGCGCUCCUUAGAAACUUCAAACUCUGUUUUUGAAAAGCAGAUCCGGGAGUGGUAUGAAAAGAGUUCCCCUAUUACUAAGCAAGACUAUAGUGCCUACUUUAAAGUAAUCAGAGAACUUCAAGAUAAGAUUACCGAAGCCCGAGAAGAUAACACCAGGAUCAUACUGCAAAUUGACAAUUCCAAGUUGGCUGCUGAUGAUUUCAGAGUAAAAUAUGAAACUGAGUUGGGCCUGCGACUAAGUGUGGAAUAUGACAUCACAGGAUUACAGGGACUAAUUGAUGACCUCACACUAGUUAGGACUGAUUUGGAGCAACAGAUUGAAAGUCUAAAAGAAGAAUUGGCUUACCUCAGGAAACAACAUGAUGAGGAAACAGCAAGAUUACGUGGACAGCUGAGUGGGAAUGUUUCUGUGGAGGUAGAUGCUGCUCCAGGCAUUGAUCUAGCCCAAAUGAUGGAAAACAUGCGUCAGCAAUAUGAAAUCCUGGCUGAAAAGAACCGUCAAGAGGCUAAGGAUCGGUUUGAUAAACUGAUUGAACAAUUGAAUGAGGAAGUCACCACAACUACCUAUCAACUUGAAACACACAGAAGUGAGAUUACAGACCGGAGGAAUACACUCCAAAGUCUGGAGAUUGAACUCCGAUCUCAAUUAAGCUGGAAAACUGAACGAGAGAAUGCACUGGCAGAAAUUGAAGCUCAUUACAGAACUAUAUUGACUCAAAUUCAAAUGGCCAUUGGAAACAUCGAGGCCCAACUAAUGCAGCUGCGGAGUGACAUGGAGCAACAGAGUAUGGAAUACAGCAUCCUCUUGGACAUUAAAGUCAAACUAGAAGCAGAGAUUUCCACUUAUCGUCGUCUCCUGGAAGGGGAGGAUUGGAGAAUGAUUGCUUCAGAUUUAGAGACGAGCAAAGAAGCUGAAAAAGAAAAGAAUAAAACUCUGAGGAUCAAGACUGUGGUCGAAGAGAUGGUGGAUGGAAAAGUAGUAUCCUCCCAUGUUGAUGAAAGAGAAGAGAAGAUGUAG
Protobothrops mucrosquamatus (brown spotted pit viper) is the source of this 1077-nucleotide messenger RNA. RefSeq names its product keratin, type I cytoskeletal 20-like. Lineage: Eukaryota; Metazoa; Chordata; Lepidosauria; Squamata; Viperidae. Gene Ontology annotation, molecular function: structural molecule activity. The transcript is spliced from 8 exons. The record is from RefSeq and is a predicted model, not a curated record. The coding region runs from base 16 to 1077 and encodes 353 amino acids.